CCUGUAGAAGGGCCCCUAGCGCCAGACAUUAGUAGUGGCCUGGCUGAUUACUCCCACUAUCGGAUCCACAUCACAGCGCAGUGUUGUCGAGGCUGGAAACACGGUGAGGCGUAUGGACAGGCGGCCGUAGCUCCCGGAUCCUUCCUCACUGCCAUCCGUGAGCCAAACGGACUAAACUGUCGAGUCUUUUCGGCACAUAACUGGGAUCCCUCUCUGCGUUCCGGCGUCUCCACCGCAGGGCCUCUUGUUCAGCUUUACAAGGGAAAGUGGGUGUUUGCUGCUCUCACGGGUGUUUAGGCAGCGGCGGCGUGAAGUGUCCUCGAUGGCUGGCUGGAAGGACGGCUCGGUGCAGGAGAAGUAUCGGCUGGUUGUGGUCGGAGGCGGAGGUGUCGGAAAAUCAGCCCUGACUAUCCAGUUUAUUCAGUCAUACUUUGUCACUGACUAUGACCCCACAAUCGAAGACUCCUACACCAAGCAGUGUGUGAUUGACGAAAGGGCGGCCAGGCUUGAUAUUCUCGACACGGCUGGACAGGAAGAGUUUGGAGCCAUGAGAGAACAAUACAUGAGGACAGGGGAGGGCUUCCUGCUCGUCUUCUCUGUCACUGACAGAGGGAGCUUUGAAGAAAUCUACAAAUUCCAAAGACAGAUUCUCCGAGUCAAAGACAGAGAUGAAUUCCCAAUGAUCCUCGUAGGAAACAAAGCAGAUCUGGAACUACAGAGACAAGUAACUCAUGAAGAGGGCCAGCAGCUGGCCAGACAAUUAAAGGUCACAUAUAUGGAGGCUUCAGCCAAAAUCCGAAUGAACGUAGACCAGGCUUUCCACGAGCUGGUUAGAGUAAUCAGGAAAUUCCAAGAACAGGAAUGUCCACCAUCACCAGAACCUACAAGAAAAGAAAAAGACAAGAGCGGCUGCCAUUGUGUGAUCGUCUGAGUCUGCCUUAUCACUGUAACUCAUGCAGCUACUCUCCCAUCCCCUCCUCACCCACUCUGCCUGACAUCACAUCCCAAGUGGAUGACUGACCGCUGCCUUCUCCACAUGCAUGACUUCAGACAGCCUUUUCUGAGAUACUUUGACCAGGAACUGCUGUUCCCAGGACAUCGCUACGGACAACUGACAAUGCCAAAUUUUAACACCACUCUACCUUCAGCCAUUAUCUAAUUCACAUGAGAGAGUCCCAACACUAAACAUUGCCUUCUAAAUCAGCCUGACAAAUUAAUGUUUUGUAUUCUGAAGGACUUCUCUUGCCUUGUAGUGACAUUUGUACUUGCUACCGAGAUUGAAUGAAAUCUAUAUAUCCAGAAUGUUAAUGAAUUUCUUUAGUUUCUGGUGUCUGGCCAGAGCGGAGAGAUUAUCUUAUGAAGCUUUGUGUAUGUUGUGCCAUAUCCACCUUUACUCCCAUGUGCUAAUCUGCUACUGUACAUAUGUGACAUUUGUUGUGAUUUUCAAAGUGUAUUUCUAAUGACCUAUUAAAUCACCACAGUGCAGUGUGUGAGGUUGAGUUUGGUUUUACAUAUAUGAAACUGAAUAUGUAUGUAUAUAAAUAUAAUGCCUAGACAGCCCUUAAUGCUCUAAUGAUACACCUUUCUGGCGUCCUGCAGUGGACUCUUGACUUCUUCUGUGGAUCAUGCUUUUGUUUUUAAAUUGCCAAAUAUGGAGUGUCUACUGUAUUUGAUUUUUUUAAGUCUUAUAGAUUGAAUGAUUGUUAUCAUGCACCAUCUUCUCAGUUGAGUAGCAAGCUUGCCUGAAUUUUUUUCCUUGAAGGAGAAGGUCCAAUCAACGUUGGACAUGGUAUGUUUCUUUAGAUCUCUUAGAAGCAGUAGAGACAACAUUUUUGGUAGCACGUCGUGUAGCCUUGAAAUGAACAUGAUUUCAGACAGAAACACUGAACACUGUAUGCUCUUUAUUCAGCUUUUGAUGAGUAAUGUUAACAAAUAUAUUUGUUGCAAAUUAAGAAGCUUUCAGAGCUCAGUUGAGUUCAGAUCAUUCCAAUGUAACACAUUGGUUUAGUCUCUGAAUUAGAUCAAGUAACUGUUUCACCAUUCCAGUAACACAGUGGCAAAUGUAUUUGUCUUGUGUCCUUGAGUUAUUCUGUAACACAUUUUUUUUUGUCCCCAACUGCUGGUUGGAAAAACCAGGACAAGCAGAAGUAUUGAAAUGAACAUCAUAAGCCUGUUUCCAGUGGUACAUGAACUCACCUAACCUGCCACGUAUGGAGCUCUCAUCACCGCAGACACAAAAUAAUGUUCCGCCUUCCCUUUUCACUUGUGUACUUCUGUUCAGGCUCUAUAAUGAAGUACAGCAGUUUUGUUUAGCAUAUCAUCAUCUUGUAAUAUAAACAAAAUCAGAUGAUGGGAUUAAUGGACUUGAUUAAAUGUUUCUACUCUACUUUUAUACAUUAUUUUCUUAUCAAACUAGUUGACGUAUUUUUAUAUGUUUAUAAGUGAGUACAUGUCCACAGCACAGCUGUGUAUAUAUAUGAAGAAGAAUAUUUAAUUCUCUAUUAUUUUCAACCGUAAAUGACUGUUGGCCCCAAAUUUUGCUAAAUUGGAUUCUUCACCCAUAUGUGACCAAGAUUUUUUAUUUUUAUUUUUUAUUCUUAUUCUGCCUUCAAAAUGGAGAAUAUAUCUAUCUUGCGGUGUUAACCACCAACUUAAUAGUGUAAAAAAAAAAGCCAGGUCAAGUAGGAGAGGGUUUAAAAAUGAUUGUGGUCUCUAUGUUGGAGCUUUACAUCACAUAAAUGAAUAAUUACACACUUCCCAUCUUAUUGCAAAUCCUAGUGUAAACCCAGAUCAUACUGGUUUCUUUUUUUUCCACAUCAGUGUCUUUUGCCCUGUGUCUAGCUUUUGGUGCUAAAAUAAAAUCUGUCACUGA
Messenger RNA from Melanotaenia boesemani (Boeseman's rainbowfish), 2872 nucleotides. RefSeq names its product RAS related 2 (gene rras2). Lineage: Eukaryota; Metazoa; Chordata; Actinopteri; Atheriniformes; Melanotaeniidae. Bases 323 to 931 code for a protein of 202 amino acids. The transcript has 6 exons. Gene Ontology annotation, biological process: signal transduction. The record is from RefSeq and is a predicted model, not a curated record. Gene Ontology annotation, molecular function: GDP binding; GTP binding; GTPase activity. Gene Ontology annotation, cellular component: plasma membrane.